UUCUCUCUUUGUAUGUGUUACGCUACUUGUAGGUACCUUUACGAGUGUAAGGGGGCAACUUGACCCUUGCUUCUAUGAUGAGGUGUGCCCUAAAGCUCUUCCUGCCAUUAAGAUGAUCGUCGAGCAAGCCAUCGAGCAAGAACCACGCAUGGGCGCGUCGCUACUCCGACUCCAUUUCCACGAUUGCUUCGUUAACGGUUGUGAUGGUUCUGUUUUAUUGGAUGAUACACCGACCUUCACUGGGGAGAAAAAUGCAGCUCCAAACAAGAACUCUAUUAGGGGGUUUGAUGUAGUAGAUAAAAUUAAAGAAGCUGUUAACUCUGCUUGCAAUGGUAAUGUAGUUUCGUGCGCCGAUAUCUUGGCGGUGGCGGCUCGCGACUCUGUUGUGGCCUUGGGAGGCCCUUCCUACAAUGUGGAGCUUGGUCGCCGCGACUCGCUGACGGCAAGCCAGCGCGCGGCCAACCGGAGCAUCCCUGCCCCGACGCUCAACUUCACCGGCCUCCUCUCCAACUUCCAGUCCCAUGGCCUCUCCAUGCAGGACCUCGCCGCCCUCUCCGGCGGCCACACCCUCGGCUUCGCCCGGUGCACCUCCUUCCGCAGCCGCCUCUACAACGAAACCGCCACCCUCGAUUCCUCCCUCGCGGAGUCCCUCAAAUCUCGAUGCCCCCUAAACGGAGGCGAUGACAACCUCGCAGGAUUAGACGGAUCCCCAACGACGUUCGACACGUUCUACUACGACGGGCUUUUGCAGAAGAAAGGGCUUCUCCACUCGGACCAGCAGCUGUACAAAGGUGACGGGAGUGGGAGUGAUGGGCUCGUGAGGUUUUACGCCGAUAACCCGGUGGCCUUUUGGCAAGCUUUCGCAGCGUCAAUGCUGAAGAUGGGGAGCAUGAAGCCUCUCACUGGGAAGAAGGGGGAGAUUAGGGUGAACUGUAGGAAGGUGAAUUAAUUGAUGAGGGUUUUGAUUUGUGGUGCAUGGUUUAUUUUAUGGUCUACGUGUUCGUGCAUGCAUGCAUGUUCUUAGCUUGGGUUUGUUAAUUUCAUUUUCAUGUACUACACGUACGUACGUGCAUGCUUUUGUUUGAUUUGAGGUCGUGUUUGUGAGGGAUUGUGUGAGGCACCUAAUAAGACAAAUGUAACACUUAAGUUGUUAAUUUCAAGGAAAAAUAUUUAAGCAUUGGUAUUUUAA
Messenger RNA from Ananas comosus (pineapple), 1189 nucleotides. RefSeq names its product peroxidase 4-like. Gene Ontology annotation, molecular function: peroxidase activity; heme binding. Gene Ontology annotation, biological process: response to oxidative stress; hydrogen peroxide catabolic process. The record is from RefSeq and is a predicted model, not a curated record. Bases 113 to 949 code for a protein of 278 amino acids. The transcript has 3 exons. NCBI's taxonomy places the organism in Eukaryota, Viridiplantae, Streptophyta, Magnoliopsida, Poales, Bromeliaceae.